AUGCUGCUUCUGCUGCUCCUGAUCUUCAAGGGACUCUUCUGCCCUGGGGAAGGCAUACAGGAGCCCCGGAACUCAGGACCCCUUCAUGCAGCAGCAGAGGAGGUCCCUGUCUUCCACUUCCUUCAGAGCUCCUCCUUCGUAAACAACAGCUGGGCAUACACCCAGGGCUCAGGCUGGCUGGGCGAAGUGCAGACACAUGGCUGGGACAAGGUGUUGGACACUAUCCGCUAUCUGAGGACCUGGUCUAGGGGUAACUUCAGCACGGAGGAGCUGAAGAACAUCCAGUCGUUAUUCCAGUUGUACUUUCAUGGUUUCAUCCGAGAAGUACAAGCAUAUGCCAGCCAAUUUCAGUUUGAAUAUCCCUUUGAGCUUCAAAUAUCAGCAGGCUGUAGCAUGCAUGUUGGGAAGCCGUCAGAAAGCUUCUUAAAUGGGGCUUAUCAAGGAACAGAUUUCCUGAGUUUCCAAGGAAAUUCCUGGCUGCCAUCUCCAGGAGCCGGGAGUCAGGCCCAGAAAGUCUGCAGGGUGCUAAACAAGUACCUAGACAUUAAGGAAAUAGUGCAGAACCUUCUCAGUGACACCUGCCCUCGAUUCCUGGCAAGCCUCCUCAAGGCAGGGAAGGCAGAACUGGAACGGCAAGUGAAGCCAGAAGUUUGGGUGUCCAAAGGUCCCACUCCUGGUCCUGGCCGUCUGACACUGGUAUGUCAUCUGGCUGGCUUCCAUCCGAAACCAGUGUGGGUGAUGUGGAUGCGGGGGAAACAGGAGCAGCAUGGCACUCGGCGAGGUGAUGUCCUGCCCAAUGCUGAUGAGACCUGGUAUCUCCAAGUAACUUUGGAUGUGGCAACUGGGGAAGCAGCUGGCCUGUCCUGUCAAGUGAAGCACAGCAGUCUAGGAGGCCAUGAUAUAAUCAUCUACUGGGAAGGCUCCUCCAUGUUCCAGAGAGUGACGUGUCUGACUGCCAUAGUCACAGCGAUCGCACUCACCGCCCUUGCGUUUUCAUUUCAAAGGCUUAGGUCAAGCUGGAAUGUUCUUGCUCCCAACAUGCAAGAAUCCGUCACUGGAGCCAACACUCAGGAGCCCAGGAGUCCAGGAUAUCAGUUUUGCUCAGCCUGGGAUUGGUGGGCCAAAAACAGAUUCUUGAAGAAAUGGAAAGCAAUCCUAAACCGAUUUUAG
Molecule: messenger RNA, 1170 nt
Organism: Echinops telfairi (small Madagascar hedgehog)
Lineage: Eukaryota; Metazoa; Chordata; Mammalia; Afrosoricida; Tenrecidae
Gene: CD1E
Product: CD1e molecule
Exons: 6
Coding region: 1-1170 (389 amino acids)
Biological process (GO): positive regulation of T cell mediated cytotoxicity; immune response; antigen processing and presentation, exogenous lipid antigen via MHC class Ib
Cellular component (GO): external side of plasma membrane
Molecular function (GO): lipopeptide binding; exogenous lipid antigen binding; endogenous lipid antigen binding
Source: RefSeq, a predicted model, not a curated record